AUGCUUAGAAGCGGAGAAGAUCUUGAAGAAGUACGACAAAUAUCAACACAAGAAAUUAAAAGAAUCCCUAAAAUGAAUAAAAUUGUCCCAAUUAAUGAUUCGGAGGCAGCUCCAAAAGAAGCUGAAAGCCAACCCAGAAUUGAAGACCAUGAAGAAAAGUUAUGCAGGAUUUGUAUGGAACCAGGAAGAGGCAGUAGAAAUUUAAUUUCUCCUUGCCGCUGUUCAGGUUCUGUAAAAUAUAUCCAUGAAAUUUGUCUAAAAACUUGGCUUGUUUCACAAACUGAAGAUAUUGCUGAAGCAAAAUGCGAGUUAUGUAAAGAAAAAUUUGACAUGGAAUUUAAAAUCGAAAAAGUUUGUGUUCCAACUGAAUACUGCAGACAAGGAGCUAUUCAGUGCUUGUUUGUGCCUUUAUUACUGAUAGUUAUGGGCAUGCUUUUUAUUGUUGCCUAUUUGCUUUCUGAUAAAUAUUUAUCAAAUGCAGAUACACAAGAGAAAGGGUACAUUAUUGCUUUAAUUGUUACAUGUGGUAUUUCUGGCUUUGUAAUCCUAGUUCUUAUCCUUAACUCCUUAAGAGAAACUUGCACAACUUCAAAACUGACUGAGUGAGUAAUUUUAUCCAAGAACUUCGAAAACGAGCCUGCACAAGCUAGUGAAAAAGAUGAAAAAUCAAGAGACGAAACUUUAUUGGAUAGAACUGUACAAAUUCAAGUAGCAGCAAUAGGCGAUUCCAAUGAGAAGGACGAAGAUGAUUUGCUUGAAAGAAGUAUUCAGAUGAGACCUGUCAUUAUGGUUGUUCCGAAAAAUUUGAAAAUUGGGAAUAAAAAAGUAAAAACGCCAAUUUUGGAUCCUCCAAUGGUCCCAGUUUUCAAGUAUGGAAGACUAAAGGCAUUUACUCCAAAAUAUAUGACACCUACUGGGAGCAUUUCUCCUAUGAUGAGUUUAAAUUUAAAUGGAGCUUCAAACACUGAUCCUUUCCAUUUCAAAGAGCCAGGAAGUCCACAAUAUCAUAUGGUUUCUUCUAAAGCGCCCUUUCUGAAUUCAAUAGAAAUCUCGAUAUAG
Blepharisma stoltei is the source of this 1059-nucleotide messenger RNA. The record is from the annotation of a GenBank genome assembly. Lineage: Eukaryota; Ciliophora; Heterotrichea; Heterotrichida; Blepharismidae.